AUAGCAGCGCUAAAGAACGCAAGUGGUAGUGGCGUGAUCGGCGGCAUCGGCAGCUCUCAUCGGUGGCGGUAUUCGGAGAUCGGUGAAUAAUCGUCCGCUAUCGGAUCGUCGGGGCUUCAGUCGAUGUUCAGGGUCUCAUAGAGUAGAGUCUACGAAAGAAACAAAAAUCUAAAUGAUACUGGCCGCAGUUUGGGUGCUUCAGUGCGAAAACCUGUACUACGUGUGCCCGCCGGUUUAAAAAAGCGUUAUCCGAAGUGACUGCCGCCUCGGUCAAUAACAUCUUUCUCCAAGGAGCCCCUCACGUCCUACCAACUUGAAGAAACAGCAUUACGAGCUGCUUUUUCCGUCAGCGAAAGGAGGCCGCCCACCCUCGCUCGCGACCAUCGAGAGGUCAUCAUGAGUGUGAGCCUCAACGGCGAGCACUUCGAGGACAUCUUGUCGGACCGCCGCACCAAGGGUGACCUGUCGUGGUGCACGCGGCAGUGGAGCUGCCCGCGCUACCGCUUCUAUGCUGCACACACACCGCUGGAGAUCAAGCAGAACGUGCUGGACAGCGCCCGUGUCCAGGCGGCCAUCACCGAGGUGAGCCAUGCCCAGAAGCGUCCACGCGCGGAGGUUGCGGAGGAGGCGAGGAAGGUUCUGGAGGAGAUGGGGCACAACAUGCGCAUGGGCAACAUUCGCUUCCUCGGCUACCUGUUCAGCAAGUCCUACAAGAGCAUGUACCGCUCCAUCUACGUUUCCACCGAGGGCAUGGACAGGUAUCGCAGGGCUGCUGUUGAGAACCCCGUGCUGCUGCUGCCGACCCACCGGAGCUACAACGACUUCCUGCUGCUCUCCUAUGUCUGCUUCUACUACAACGUGCCGCUGCCCGUCAUCGCUGCGGGCCUCGACUUCCUGGGCCUCCCGGCUGUGACAAUGCUGCUGCGCAACGGCGGCGCCUUCUUCAUCCGCCGGACCUUUGGUACGGACCGGCUGUACUGGGAGCUGUUCCGCGAGUAUGUGCAUGCGCUGGUCUCCGGGUCGGAGCAUGCCCUCGAGUUCUUCGUGGAAGGCACGCGGAGCCGGUCCGCCAAGUCGCUCUGCCCCCGCACCGGGCUCCUGCAGACGGUCCUGGAGCUGUUCUUCACGUCAAGGGUGUCAGACAUCACGGUCAUCCCCAUCAGCAUCACAUACGACCGCACCCUGGAGGAGAACCUGUAUGCCUAUGAGCUCCUCGGUGUGCCAAAGCCCAAGGAGUCCACCUCGGGACUCGUGAAGGCCAGGGGAAUCUUGAGCGACGACUACGGCAACAUCUUUAUAAAGUUCGGCAACCCCAUGUCCGUGCGGAGCUUCUGUGGUCCUCACGUGGACCGAUCAAUUCAUAGCGUCCAUCCCAGGUUCGAGACGCACGUGAGCGACGAAGAGGCAGCUGCAUGUGCCAGGCUGUCCCGCUGGGUGGUGAAGGCACAUCACCGCUGCAUGGCCAUGUCCGCGUUUCCCCUGGCCUGUCUGGCACUGCAGUGCCACCUGGGACAGCAGCGCGCCACCCACAUGGCGCUCGACCAGCUUGCCGGCGAGGUCCUCUGGCUGCGAGACCUGACGCAGCGCCUGGGAGCCCUGGUGCACUUGGACGGAGGCUCGCAGCAGCAGGACCCUCUCGGUUGGCUCCGUCGCGAGAUCCGCCUCCACUCCAACCUGCUCCGCCUGAACUCCGACGGCGGGGUGGAGCUCGUGGAGCAGGCGGAGCUUGCUCCCGGCCAGAAGGGGGCGUCCACCUCGCUGCGCAUCUCGACCAGGACGGCGCAGGCGGCGCUGCCCCACAUGAUGCUGUACCACUACGGCAACCAGGCACUGCAGGUCUUGGCGCCGGCGUGCAUGGCCGCGCUGGCGCUGCUCAUGAGCUCCGUGCCACGAUCCCAAGGUCAGGUGUACGAGAACUUCAAGAAGCUGCAGUCCCUGCUCCAGCGGGAAUUCGUCUUCGAGCUGGACAAGAUGGAAGGAAGCUUCCUGGAGGCAGUGUACUCCCUGCGGAGCAUGAACCUGCUCUCCGUCCUGGGCUGGGAGCCCGUCUCUGCUGAGAGCAGCGGCUCGCUUCGCUUCCUCGCCAGCCACCUGGCUCCCUUCCUCCAGGGCCUGCAGGUGGUGUGUAGCUACUUGCUGGAAGCUGGGCACGGCGAAGUAGCGGUGCCCGAACUGGUGAAGCAGUGCCAGUGCUCGGCCGAACGGCACUUGCUAAGCGGUGCGCUGAGUGACCACCGCGUGCUCUCCUUGGACCUGCUGAACAACUCCCUGGUCUGCCUGUGCUCCCUCAAUGCUGCCAGCAAAGAGAAGAGGAAGGACUUUGUGACCCUUGUGCCAAAUCCGUCGGCAGUCUCCAAAACCCUCGCACAGAUUGAUUUCUUCCUGGACGGUUUGGCCGAGCUUUCGACAGAAAACAUUGACGUGUCCAGGGCCAAGCUGUAAUCUCGACGAGGGCGUUUAAUUUAUUACGGUCUGUCAUAAUUCCAGUGGCAGUAGCAAGGUGAUACUGAAGUGACAGGGCUCUACUAACACCGGCCCAGGUAGCACACAGUGCGGGUCUGGCUCCACGUUGUUGUAGCAUAUUGUGAACAUCACACGUGACCAUCGUACAUGAUCUGCCUAUAUGGCUACAGGUUGCGAUUCAUGUGCGCACAAUGCAUGACCAUAUCGGGCACAUGUGCUCACUUGAGCCACAAAUGGAUGCCUAGAUGGUCCCUUCAUACCAUGUGCCAACUAUAGGUAUGACUAGAGCUUCCAUGGAGGGGCACUCCACACAUGUCUGUUUAUGUAGGAGAAUACAGCAACAUUCUGUAUGGGUAAUUACUGCCAUAUAGUCAACUCCUAUAUCAGUUAUUUUUUAGGAGUAGAACCAAUAAAAAAUGUGUUACGGAU
Molecule: messenger RNA, 2892 nt
Organism: Ixodes scapularis (black-legged tick)
Lineage: Eukaryota; Metazoa; Arthropoda; Arachnida; Ixodida; Ixodidae
Product: dihydroxyacetone phosphate acyltransferase
Exons: 14
Coding region: 397-2442 (681 amino acids)
Biological process (GO): ether lipid biosynthetic process
Cellular component (GO): peroxisomal membrane; mitochondrial membrane
Molecular function (GO): glycerone-phosphate O-acyltransferase activity
Source: RefSeq, a predicted model, not a curated record